AUGGUCGGCCCUGCCCGCCCCCAGGGCUGCUCCUUCUCUCCUCAGGCUGCCUCGCAGCGCUGAGCUUGGGGGCAGUUGUUCCGUGGGCAGCUCUGAGCCGCGGGGAGCCGCGUUGUCCCUUGCUCGAGGCUCCCAUCAGCCCCAGGGCUACCACCAGCCGUCCGGCACCUGAGGGACAGGCUGCCGGCUCUCCAGGCGGAGACAUCCCGUCCGGGGAAAGCGAGCGGCCUUAGUCGUGUGUCGGGAACAGCUGCCGUCACCUCGCCCGGCGACUUGGCCAACUUGGCAGCCGUUCUUAUCGGUCACCGCUGUAUGGGUAAUGCGGCCCGCCCACGGCCGGAGCAGGAGAGGCAGCAGCAGCCGCCGGCCUCGGCUUCCGCGCUAACCGAGAAGCUGAGAAAUAACGGGGGAGUUGUCUCGGGUGGAGGAGCGUGUGGUGACGGCUGCACGGCCAGGCCACAUCCGAGCGAAAAACUCCAAACUGGUUCUGAGGCCCGCUGGGGCCUGACAGUGGCUGGGCAUCUUCUUUGGGCUGGGCACAGAAAAAUGUUAGUUACUAUUCCUGAUGCUAAGUUCAAAAUGAACGCGUCUCUCUGAAACUAGUGGUUCAACAUAAGGACUUGGAAAAUCAGAUUUAUCUUACUGCAUUUGAAAGCCAGGACAAAACAGUGUGAUUUAAGAAGGCCCCAGACAUACUCUGUGCUGCCCCACCCUGCGAUUAGCAAAAGGCUUUACAUCCGUGUGAACAGAAAAAGUCACAGGAGGAGAGGAGCCCUGCUUUCCUGGCUGCCUCUCUGUGCACCCGACCAGCUGCUUGCUCUGUGAGCAAUUCAUCUUGCCCCAGUGUGGAAAGGACUUAAUGAAAUCCUGCAAAAGCAUUAGCAAAGUGUUAUGGAUAAGAAACCUAAAGAAGAGCAGUUUAGAAAAAUCAUUACAUUUACACCUCCUCUGUACAAACAACGCUACGAGUUCAUCAAAGAUUUAGUGGGGAAAUACAAACCUAAGAAGGUGGCAGAUUUAGGAUGUGCUGACUGCACACUUCUCUGGAUGCUGAAAUUCUGCAGUUGCAUUGAAGUGUUAACUGGGCUAGAUAUCUGUGCAAGUGUAAUGAAAGAAAACAUGCAUAGGUUGUAUCCUCUUGCUGGUGACUAUUUGCAGCCAGCUGAAAGAUCUCUAACUAUCACCUUGCAUCAGGGUUCGGUUGCCCAUAAAGAUCCUUGUAUGCUUGGUUUUGACUUGGUAACGUGUAUCGAACUAAUAGAGCACCUGGAAGAAUCAGAACUAAAGGAGUUUCCUGAAGUAGUGUUUGGUUUCAUGGCUCCAAGCAUAGUUGUCAUCAGUACUCCAAAUUCUGAAUUUAAUCCUUUGCUUCCAGGAGUGAUGUUAUUCAGGCAUCCAGACCACAAAUUUGAAUGGAACCGAGAGCAAUUUCAAAGCUGGGCUCUAGAGACUGCUCGACACUAUGAUUACUCAGUGGAAUUUACUGGUGUAGGACAUCCACCAACAGGAAUGGAGAAUUUUGGGUUUUGUACCCAAAUAGGUGUGUUUGUUAGAAAAUAUCCUCAAACCAGUGGAUCCGCUCAGUCUGAGAACACUACUGGAACAGUUUACAAAACAGUCUUCAAAGCAGUGUAUCCAAGUCUUAAGGAUGAGAAGUACCUGCAGAUUGCAGUGGUCAAUGAAGUUAUUUUCACAGCAGAAACCAUGAAGCAAAGUCUACUGGGCCAUUUAAUGUCAGAACAUGAGGAGUAUAAUGAUGAUCCUGUUGAGAGAAGAUCCAAAUCCCAACCUUCAAUGAACUUUUUUUCAGACGGUAUUGGAAAACUGGUUGUUGAGAAAAGCAUGGAACCAUUUGUCAAUGGAAAUUUGGUUUAUAUACCUCUUAAAAGAAUCUUUUCUUUUCCCAGAGUGAAUCAACUUUGUGGUACCUUUGAUAGGUUAUGCAAGCUUAUUGCUGGCAAGGUCACACUGAGCAGUGAUGGUUCUGCUGUGGUGUUCAAUACUGAACAUGAAAACGAAGAGAAUUAGAUUACAGAAUUCUCAUACCAAGUUCAGUUGAAGUAAUGAAAGUAGUUUUUUAGUACCUGUCAUGUGGUGUGUUUUGUGUCCUAACUAGAACCACAAACCAUUUUCUAGACCAUCCAAUAUUUAUCCACCAGCACUUUUCUUAUUUAGUGAAGAUGAGUGCUUCUGGCAGAGAUUGUUGUAAUUAGUAGGGGUUUUGAAAUAGAGUAUCAGGAGCUAAAAGGAAAGAUUUAACUCCUGUGAAUAAAAUUUUGUAAGUAUUUGUUUUCUAUUACCAUACUGUAGUUAUCAUGACUAGAUUAUUUCCAGUAAACUUUUGUAAGCUCCAAGGACAGCUGAUAGUAACACAACUAUAUUGUGCCGAAUGUGUCAGACUUAGGUUUAGGGCAAGGUUUUUUUAAUAUGAUGAAGUUCAUAGUUGCCUUUUUUCAAGAUGAGCACAUACUCAGCCUCUGUGAAAACCAGAUACUGUUCCAGAUAAAUUAGAAUAUGCCACAAACAUUAAUAGCUCAGUAAAUUCAACAGGAGGGAACACAGCAAUGAUGUUGGAUGUAAGAUAAAGGGGGAGGGUAGAUUUAGCCCUAUUGUUUAACUGUUGCUUGGGAAGUAACUUACAUCCUGUAACUUUACAAAAGUUGAAUUUAAUAAAAAUUAAA
Messenger RNA from Calypte anna (Anna's hummingbird), 2681 nucleotides. It is a transcript of the gene HENMT1, whose product is annotated as HEN methyltransferase 1. Bases 892 to 2028 code for a protein of 378 amino acids. Gene Ontology annotation, biological process: RNA methylation; siRNA processing; piRNA processing. The transcript is spliced from 8 exons. NCBI's taxonomy places the organism in Eukaryota, Metazoa, Chordata, Aves, Apodiformes, Trochilidae. Gene Ontology annotation, molecular function: RNA methyltransferase activity; O-methyltransferase activity. The record is from RefSeq and is a predicted model, not a curated record. Gene Ontology annotation, cellular component: nucleus; cytoplasm.